Messenger RNA from Zychaea mexicana, 1639 nucleotides. RefSeq lists its product as uncharacterized. Gene Ontology annotation, cellular component: Golgi to plasma membrane transport vesicle; cell tip. Bases 117 to 1502 code for a protein of 461 amino acids. NCBI's taxonomy places the organism in Eukaryota, Fungi, Mucoromycota, Mucoromycetes, Mucorales, Lichtheimiaceae. Gene Ontology annotation, biological process: exocytosis. The record is from RefSeq and is a predicted model, not a curated record. The transcript is spliced from 2 exons. Gene Ontology annotation, molecular function: guanyl-nucleotide exchange factor activity.
UUUACUUUCUUUCUCUUUUUCUUUCAUAAAACUUAUUUUCACAUAGUACUCACAUAUAUACUGCAAAUACAAUAUCCUAUACACACUAGAUUUUUAUAAUACUGCUACUACUACUAAUGCAAUCUACUUCUGCUCACACUGUUAUCGACCACAACAUUAACGACUUCAAUUCAUCGUCGUGCGAUGAUAUACAAUCCCUGAAAGCCCAACUAACAGCACAAAGCGAAAUUAUCCGACGGCUGCAGCAGGACAUGCAGGCGCUGAAUACCAAAUAUGUUGCCGAGAUUGAAAGGGCGGCUGAGACGCUUUACCAAAAGGACAUGGUGGAACAAGAACUCGAGGAGCUCAGCCGCCGUUUGUUUGAGCAAGCUAACGACAUGGUUGCUCAAGAAAAACGUGCCAAGUGGGAGCUAGAAAACCAACUUAAGCGGGCGCAGGAGCAGCUUGCUGCCGAGCAAAGCCAGCUCAAGGAGCUACGACUACAGCAGCAACAAGAUACCGUCUUGCAGCGCUCCACAUCCUCGUCAACAUCUUCUUCUUCGUCUAUAACAGCAUCAUCGUCCUCAGCACUAUCAAAAGCAACUGCACUGACGGAGUAUUACACACCUGCUACCAUGGAAUCGUUCAAGCACUUUGCAGGACAAUCUCCUUUUUCUGCUACGACGAAUGCCAACGUUCCAAAGCCUCAAAAGCACCGUGCUCCCCUGAUGAAACUGCACCAGCAGUUUGUAUUCCUUAAAAUGUGCCAAGAGGACGAUGUCGAGCCAUGCUUGCGGUUUGGGCCACACUCGCGUUGGUCAGUCAAAAAAAUGAUCGAAUAUCUGCUCCGACAGCCUUGCUUUAUCGAAAAAAUCGACCCUUAUGCGAUACCUCCAUCCACGGAUUAUUGCGGCACACCAUCACCUGCAUACAACCGUCCUUUAUGGGAGAGAUGGAUCGAGCAACCAUCCGCAGCCAUUACAUCCAUGUCAUCGUCGUCGACGCUUUCUUGUUGUUCAGCAUGUGGUGAACCAAGUACCGAUUUGGACUACCGGUUCCGUUUUGACGUAAACGAGGAUUGGUCCCGUAUUGAUCGAUAUUGUCGUGAUCGUCUAGUCGCCGUGUGCGAAUUCUAUGUGUUUAUCCGGAAUAUCCAUAUGGGGCUCUAUGCAGAUAGAGAUGUACAUAUGCUUUAUGAGGAAACUGUGCGUCUCAGACUGCAAAUGUUCUACGCCAGGAUGGGCGCACUGCGUGAUAUUGGGCCACAACCCCUGCUCGAUGCAGACAAGGAGGAGGACGAGGAGGAUGCUGUAUCCUUGAACGGAUCAGUGUCAACUGUGUCGACCUCAAGCACGUCGGAAGCUCCUCAGACACCCAUUGAACAAGAAAUCCGUGAUAAUAGCGGUGAUUUGAAUAGCGAAGAUGACCUCCUUGUCGAGCAAGAACAACAAAAGCUGUGCUCUAAGCAAAAGCAGCAUAUGGUGCGGUCUCGUUCCUGGACAGUCUCGCAUCAUGAAAAGUAGUUAUCAAUUUUACAUACACUAAUUGCGCAUACAACAACUAUUAUUACCAUCCACAUUGUCAAGAACCACCCAAUCCUUUACUCGCAUUUUAUUAUCAGUGCUACUACUGCUAUCUAUUAAAAAUUGCUAAAACGAGC